AUGCAGAUCACCAGUACAUCUACAGAACCAUGCCAAAGAAUAUCCUUGAACAUCGUCGGCCCACUUCCCGAAGCUGGACCAGCAAAAUUACGUUUUAUUCUCACAAUACAAGACGAUCUCUCUAAGUUUUCCUGUGCAUAUCCCAUCCGGAGUACCACUGCUGAAAAAACUAGCGAAUGCUUACUGCAUCAAUUUUUGGCAUUCCUAAGAUGA
Messenger RNA from Parnassius mnemosyne (clouded apollo), 213 nucleotides. Lineage: Eukaryota; Metazoa; Arthropoda; Insecta; Lepidoptera; Papilionidae. The record is from the annotation of a GenBank genome assembly.